Molecule: messenger RNA, 603 nt
Organism: Eufriesea mexicana
Lineage: Eukaryota; Metazoa; Arthropoda; Insecta; Hymenoptera; Apidae
Exons: 4
Coding region: 1-603 (200 amino acids)
Biological process (GO): sperm DNA condensation; spermatogenesis
Source: RefSeq, a predicted model, not a curated record
AUGGAUGAAAAUAGAAAUGGAAAGCAAAAUUAUACUAAAUCUAUCGAAGAAAAUUAUAAAGAAGAGAAGUGCAAAAGAAAUUAUAAGAAUAAUUUUCAAAAAAUAAGAGACUCUGAAUCAGAUUACAGAGUGAAACCAAAUAACAUAAAUUCAAUACCACAACGGAAACAAAGGACCCAUUCUCGUUCUCGGUCACCACAUAAAAGCUCUAAACAAUGGAUAAGUUCUAAUGCUUUUAUAAAUUUUAUUCAGGACUUUAGUCAAAAUUUUACUGGUGUCAAAAGUACAAAAAUAUUUGAAAUGGCUAGUAAAAUAUGGGAGAAAAUGUCGUCUGAUGAAAAGCAGCCAUAUAUAAAAGCAGCUAUGAGUAUUAAAAAUAAAAAGCAAAAUCAACAAAAAAUUGAAAAUAUAAAUAAACUUGAUAACGGUAUAGUACAACCAAGGAAUGAAGAGACACAGAAACAAGAAAAGAUUGGCAAGAAAGAAAAAAAAGAAAAUGAAACAAAAAAGUCUACCAAGAAAAAAUAUGAUACUGAAUCAGAUAGUGGUUCAAUCAGCUCAGAUACAUCAGGCACAAAUACAAAUGAAGAUAUGAGCACAUAA